Molecule: messenger RNA, 2280 nt
Organism: Aspergillus uvarum CBS 121591
Lineage: Eukaryota; Fungi; Ascomycota; Eurotiomycetes; Eurotiales; Aspergillaceae
Product: Zn(II)2Cys6 transcription factor
Exons: 6
Coding region: 188-2161 (657 amino acids)
Biological process (GO): regulation of DNA-templated transcription; DNA-templated transcription
Molecular function (GO): DNA-binding transcription factor activity, RNA polymerase II-specific; zinc ion binding; DNA binding
Source: RefSeq, a predicted model, not a curated record
CCCAAGCAUGCAAAAUGACUUGUUCUUCCCUCGCCCCUCUCACCCUAAGUAGCCCUGAACUCAACAACUCCUUUCCUUUGUCCCCUUGCUUGGCUUGGAGGAGGUAUGAAAAUGGGCCACCGUCCUCAUCUAUCCAUCCUCAACUUCCUUCGUUCCCAGGCCACCUUCCGCCAUCUUCUUUCCUUCAAUGCAGCCACUUGCCCCCGCCCCGUCGGCGCAGGAGGGCGGGCGAGGGUAUCUGACGCCACCCACCAACAUGUCGCUGCCCCCACAGCGAAAAGCCUCCAUGGCGUGUAGUGAGUGUAAGCGGCUCAAGUCCAAGUGUCGCGUGCGCGACGGGGCCACCACCUGCGACCGGUGUACCAAGCAGAAGCUGCAAUGUAUCUUCGACCUGGACGACGAUGGCCGCCGGCGAUUGGCCCACAAGCGCAAGAUCGAGAAACUCGAGGAGGAGCGCGAUCUUCUCCUGCAGGUGGUCCACUCGCUGCGCGACAGCUCCGACGCCAAAGCCGCCCAGCUGCUGAACCUGGUGCGCAGCAAAGCCCCGCUGGGCGAGCUCAAGCUCUACAUGGACCACCAUUUGUCCGAUGAAGAUCGAUAUGAACUCCUGUAUGCGACCAAUAAGAAAGUCUCCCUCCACCGAGCCAUGGACAUCAACCGCUUGGUCGAUAUCCCCGUGUACCGCGUUCCCGCCGCGCCCUGGACAUCCGUCACCACAUCCGACGAUCUGGUCUCGCAUCUCGUCUCCCUCUGGUUCACCUGGAGUCACCCCUUUUACAAUUGGGUGGAUCGCGACCUUUUCCUUCGCGAUGCGCGAGCAGGCAAACUCAACUCGCCAUUUUGCUCGCCGUUUCUGUUCAACUGCAUUCUCGCAGAAGCCUGUUUUCAUUCCGACUAUCCGGAAGCUUAUGCGGAUCCUGAUGAUCCCAAUUCGAAGGGGGCGCAUUUCUAUGAGGAGGCCCGACGACACUACGAGAAGGUAGAAGGGCAGCUGGACCUGCCUACUCUCCAGGGGUCUGGAGUGAUGUAUGUGUGUAUGGCAGCCAUGGGGAAGGAUCGAGUCGGAUGGUGGUAUCUGAGCCAAAUCAACGACAUGGCGCAGGAGUACAUAAAACGACAUCGACCACCGUCAGUGGAGACCCGGGAGAGCCGCGCGGCGAACAAUACUAUUUGGGGUCUCUAUUGCCUCGCAGCGACUGCAUCGAUCGCAUACAUGAAACACCUGGCCAUCAAGCAGCCAGGGAGGCCACUGCUUCCAUGCGAUCACGCCGACGAUGAUACCUGGUCACCUUACCCACAGCCGCAAGCCGGCUCACUGCAGUCGCAUAUUCCCUGUGUCUUCAACAGCUGGUGUGAGCUGAGCAAGAUCAAUGUGGAUACCAACAAAUUGAUAUUUGGGACCGGGUCCAAAGUGCCGCGACGCGAACUGCACCGGACUUUGAAAGAGGUCCAACCAAGGCUGGAUGAUUGGAGAGCGCAACUACCACAAUGCUUGACGCUCGAAAAUAGCUCCGUGCCGCAGGCGUUUAGCUUGCACUUCUUCUACUACACCCUCAUAAUCAUGCUCUGGGGCCUCCUUAAGGGGGAAGCCAAUCCCGAUGAUGCCGACGAAGAAGACGACGAGAGCGACCGCGCCGCCAUCGCCGCGACCGCGCGGAAGCUCUGCGUGGACGCGGCGCUCGACAUCGUGCGGCUCCUGCGCAUCCACCGCACACGCUGGGGGAUCGACUACAUCCAUCCGACGACGAUCCACUGGGUGAGCAUGGCCCUGUUCACUCUGCUGGAGGUGCUGGACCAUCCGGACCCGGAGUACAAGACCUCGUUCACCGAGCUCUGCUUCUUCGCGCGCGCCCUCUCCCAGAAGUGGACCCUGAUGAAGGGGAUCCUGCGCAUGAUCCAGGUUUCGGCGCAGAAGAACGGCGGAGUCUUGCCGCCCGAGACCGACGCCCUCUUCACCGAGUUCGAGCAGGCGAUGUGGGAGAGCACGGACCGCGGGCGGUUCAAGAGCCUGUAUCCGAAUCCGAACUCGAUGUCCAAAACGGGCGGGGACCGGUCGCAGCUGGAUGACGCGGACUUGGAUGCUUUUCUAGAGAAGUGGGAUACCCUCUACGUGGAUGAGGAUGGCGAGAGGGAGGAGUCGGCUGAUAGUGAGCAGGUCUAGUGGCACGGGGGAGAGCAUCCCGAUACCCAAGAGCUAGUCCACCCACGCGAAUCCGCCUUGAAUGGAAUCGCAUUUGAGUGAGGCAUCUGAGCGAUUGGUGAAGCAGAUCAGGAUUGAAC